GUCAUAAUGCAGCCACAUGGAGAGGCGUGGCCACUGUCAAAAUAGCGUUGGAGUGACGGAUACAGCGGAGAGCUGGUCAGAAUGUGUGUGUUCCCCAUGUUUCUUGUUUGUCUCCUGCCUCUGAUGGUCCAUUCCACCCCCGACUUCUUCGAGUGUGACUAUCAAACUCUCAUUGGAGAUGAUGCAAAUUUAUGCAGUAAUGACCUCCAUGUUAUAUAUCAUGAUGUUGGUGAUGUCUCCUGCAAAUAUGUUCCUAACUGCUAUGAUUAUCUGCAGAGCUUGAGUAAAGUCUGGGGGCCUCCAUUGAUCAAAUACAACAAUGCCCAACUGGGGGCUAAGUAUACAUUAAUAAUGGUGGACCCAGAUGCCCCAAGCCGCUCUGACCCAAAAUACAAAUUCUGGAGGCACUGGCUGGUCACUGAUAUACCGGGUGGAGAGCUCUUGCAUGGACGUACUAUCACCGGAAAGACUUUAUCAGCUUACCGUCGUCCCUCACCCCCUCCAUCAACUGGAUACCACAGAUAUCAGGUGCUGCUUUAUAUGCAGACCCCAGGAUCGUCUCCUAUUCCUCUCUCUGAUGAACAAUCUGUAGGCUCCUGGAACAUGGAUGCUUUUCUGGAACAAUCCAACCUAGGUGUCCCUGUAGUAACUACUCAGUUCAUGGCGAGAAAUAUUAAGCAGUAAGAGCUGGUAUGUUGGAGAGGCAACUAUCAUAGAGCUCUCAUAUCUUCUACUACUCUGUAUCUAUGUUGUCAAUGAGGAGCUAUGCUUGCAAAUUGGAACAAUGUGAAAAAUGAUUUGCUUCAGUCCCUGCGGACUGUAAUGUGCAGUAAAAACACUUCUUAGUUUCUAAAUAUUAUUUAAAUGCUGAAAAUGCGACACGCUAUAUAUGUACCUUGGAUGCUAAUGGUUUAAUAAAAAGUGCUUUUCUGUGCAA
This is a messenger RNA of Pelobates fuscus (common spadefoot toad), 937 nucleotides long. It is a transcript of the gene PEBP4, whose product is annotated as phosphatidylethanolamine binding protein 4. Bases 82 to 684 code for a protein of 200 amino acids. The record is from RefSeq and is a predicted model, not a curated record. The transcript is spliced from 7 exons. Lineage: Eukaryota; Metazoa; Chordata; Amphibia; Anura; Pelobatidae.